UGCAGACUAACUUCCAGGGCAACAGCAGCGGUGAAGUUUGUACAGGAAAAUUCAGACUUCGUAAGAAGACCACCAAACAUCAAACUGACACAGGACGUAACCAAGCUGCCGAUAUGGACGACUUAGACGCGUUGCUUGCAGACCUGGAAUCUACUACUUCGCAUAUCUCAAAGCGGCCGGUGUUCUUGCCCGACGAGACCCCCUACUCCAUCCCAACUGGAGGGCACUCUUACCAGGAUGUCUCAAUCCCACCUCCAGUCCCUCCCCCACCCUCCGCUGAUGCUUUAAAUGGUUCACUGAUUGAUACGCUGGACUCCCACCACUCCUCCCAGCAGUCUUUAGGCUCAGCACAGAAGAGCUCAUGGUCCAGGGACAGUAGCAGCUCUCCACCAUCUCACAUUGAGGAGGACCACGUCUACAGUUUUCCAAACAAACAGAAGACAUCAGACUCGUCAACAGCAGCCAUGACCUCUGCCCUGGGCAGUAACCUAUCAGAGCUUGACAGACUGCUGCUGGAACUUAACGCAGUGCAACAGAGCUCCCCGUCCUUUCCCACUACAGAGGAGACAGCUCCACCCUUACCGUCCUGCAGCAUCACCCACUACGAGAAUGGCAGCAGUCCAGACAUAAUGGUAAGCCCUGCCCCUCAAGAGAAACCCAAAAGGAACGGAACCAAGGUGGAUGAAGCCCGACCCACUGUGGAGAGUCUGCUAGAUGAGCUGGAGGGCUCAGUGCCCUCACCCAGCCCCUCCUCUCGCCACAGUGAUUUGGACACUCCCUCUCAACAGCAAGCCAGAAUUUCAGCAUCCUGUGCUACACGAGAACUAGAUGAGUUGAUGGCUUCUUUGUCAGACUUUAAGCCCAGUUCUUUGGGCUCUCUGCUGGACCCAGCUGGUGCACCUUUCAGCUCUUCUCCUCAUCCUCCAGUCUCUUUCUCCAUCACCCCAGUGGCUUCUCCUUUCCCUAAUCUGUCCCGCCCGUCCACCUGUGCCUCUCCUCUGUUUUCUUUGCCUACUGGUUUAGAGCUGCACAUAGAUGAAGAGGGAGGUGAUGGCGGUGUGUCGCUAACCCAUCAGAACCGAGCUCCUCCUCCCCUCAGUCCUUUGUCCUCACUGUCUGCAGCCAGCGACUUAGACCUGGAUUCUGUAAUAGAUGUCUCAGCCCCCAUGCUGUCCUCCCAAAACAAGUCCCUCCUAGUCCUUUCAUCUGUCCCAAAUUCCACCCUGAUGAGAAAUGGCUCCAGCCCUUCCAACACCACCACUACUCCCUCACUGACUUCAGUUAACACUGUCUUAGAUCACAAGUCCUCAAAGUCCCCUAGUCCAUCUGUAGACAGGCCGUCUCCCUCAACUUCUGUUGGUAAACUCUCAUGUGGACCUGAAAAUAUGAAUUACUCAACUCCUUCUCCAUCCAAAAACCUCACCCCUCCUGCUUCUGCUCCAAAGACUCCCUCUCCUCUCCCUGCUGUUUCUGUAUCUACACCCCCUAUCAAUUUUUCCUCAAAAGCAUCUUCACCAUCUCCAUCUCUGCCAUUGGCUUUCAUUAGUGCUGCAGUCCCCAGCAGAGAGCUUACAGAGCCAGCAUGUACAACUCCAAGAGCUAGCCCCCUCUCUGUGCAGCAGCCUGCCGUGGUGGAACCCUCAUUGGAUGAGGCAUUAGACAAACUGCUGGCGAUGAGUUUUGUUCAGAACAACAUGUCAGCAGAGGAGCCACAGGUAAAGAUGGAAGCACAGAGUCUGGGUAGAGGAGUACCGGAGGUGCAGGAGGAGCUCAUCCUGCCCAUGGACAGAAACAGCGUACAGCCUGACACCUUUACCAGCACCACCAACACCAUCACAGAUGAGUCUGUGGACGGAGGCACUGAUGGGAAUGGAGAUCUGGACUGGGCUGAUGAGGAGCUGUCCAUGUCUUUCCAUGACGGACUGGAUGGCACCAUGACACCUUACACGGAGAGACCCUACACAGAUGGCAGCAUGACCCCACUGACAGAGGCCAGCUGGAUGGAUGAGUCCAUGACCCCAUCUUCUUGCCCCGGGACCCCUGACGUGGCCUUGGACCUGCCCCUGCUACAGACGCCCAAUAUAGACAGGGUGUCUGCCUCUGGACAUAUAAAGUCAGUGAUUAGGCGCACCAAGGAAACUCCCAAUGUCCAUCCAAUGUAUCGAGAUGGACACAUGCGAAGGAAAAUGGGACCCAUUAUCGUCAACAAAAACAGUUCCCAGGACCGCCUCAUAGAAGAGCUACAGGGAAAACUUGGCAUCGGUCGUUCUGAACGCCGGCGUAAACAGUCUGAUGACUGGCUGACUGAGGGUGUCAUUGUCACAUCAAAACCCCAGCGUUUCCGUCCUGAGGGAGCCAGCAGUGAGGUUGACAAGAUCAUAAUUCCCCCUGAGUCGCCUGUCCCUGUGAGGAAGGUGCUUCCACCUCUCUCUCCCCCUGCCCCUCGUCGACCCCCUGUUGUAGAAGAACCUAAGAGGGUUCUCCCAGUGCUGCACCCCCCUGUUCCUAUCCCACCACCCCCUCCUCCACCUCCCUCGCCACCUCCACAACCUGUAAGGGAACCGGCCCCCGCACCUCCUCUGCAAAUUAUAAAACCAUCACCUCCACCAGCCCCAAUUCCGGAACCCCCUGCACCCAAACCAGAACCCCAACCUCCUGUUCUUAAAACCCCAACCCAACCUCCACCUGUGGAGCCAGAGCCACCUGUUGCACCUAAAGUCCUGGUGUCUGUAGGCUGCCAAACAGAGUAUGACCCAAUCUUCCCUCCGAUGCAGAUUAUGGCUCAAGGGAAGGGUGUGCCUGGUGGGCCCCCGACACAGGUCAACAAACUGGACAACAUGCUUGGCAGCCUGCAGUCGGACCUCAACAAACUGGGAGUGCAGACAGUAGCUAAAGGAGUGUGUGGUGCCUGCUGUAAACCAAUUGUAGGACAGGUGGUAACUGCCAUGGGUCGCACAUGGCAUCCUGAACACUUUGUGUGCACGCACUGUCAAGAAGAGAUAGGUUCCAGGAAUUUUUUUGAGCGUGAAGGACAGCCCUACUGUGAGAAAGACUACCAUAACCUGUUCUCCCCUCGAUGCUACUACUGUAACGGGCCUAUACUGGAUAAAGUUGUGACGGCGCUGGAUAGGACAUGGCAUCCUGAACAUUUCUUUUGUGCUCAGUGUGGAUCCUUCUUUGGUCCAGAGGGUUUCCAUGAAAAGGAUGGAAAGGCCUACUGCAGGAAGGAUUAUUUUGACAUGUUUGCACCAAAAUGUGGCGGCUGUGCCAGAGCCAUCCUGGAGAAUUACAUCUCAGCGCUGAACAGCCUUUGGCAUCCUGAGUGUUUUGUUUGCAGGGAGUGCUUCACCCCCUUUGUGAAUGGAAGUUUCUUUGAGCAUGACGGCCAGCCUUACUGUGAAGUGCACUACCAUGAGCGCCGUGGCUCCCUGUGCUCUGGCUGUCAGAAGCCAAUCACAGGCCGCUGCAUCACAGCCAUGUCCAAGAAGUUCCACCCGGAGCACUUUGUCUGUGCCUUCUGCCUGAAACAGCUCAACAAAGGCACCUUUAAAGAACAAAACGACAAACCGUACUGCCACGGCUGCUUUGUGAAGCUGUUCAGUUAGGGCAGAGUGUCACAUGGGUCAGGGAUUAGAUAUGUGUCUAAAGCUUCUUUAGCAUAAGUUAGGUGGGAAUGGAUUGUAGAAAGUUGUCCGUGUACUGAUGAUGAUGUUGGAAGUGUGUAUGGGUCAGGUCUGUGCAUGUGAUCAAAGUGGCACACUCUCUGUGGGGCUAAAAACUUCAAGAAAAACUGAGAAUUUUGGUUACCAUGCCUAUCUUCAUAUUCUUAUCACAGAUUUUUAAAACUUUUAUGAUGUGUGAGUUACUCUGUGAUGCAUUCAGUGGGGUGUGGAUAUUUAAAUGAAUUAAAACAUCAUAAACUGAUGUUUUUCAAACCAACAUGGAUAUGAUUUUUCCCUCGUGUCAACAUUUUUAUUAGACCUGUAAUUGUUUUCUGUAACUUGGAGCAUUGUUUUCACAUAUUUUGAGUUUUUAUCUUUUCUUUAUAGUUGGCGGUGAAACACUGUAGAAAUUCAUGAAUUACCUUGUGUGUUUGACAUUGUUGCUCACUGGUUGAGUGUCCUUUUAAAACCCAUAAAAAUACUUUAUUUUUAUUAUUAUUAUAGUGUUAACCCAUUUCAAAAAUGAUAAGGGGACAAGGGUGUUAGAGACCGUUUUUUUUUUUCUUUGUGCAAAAAAUAAAUCAAUGACCUUAUUGUAGCAUCAACUGGAAAUGGGUUGGGUUUAAAAAUUUACGUUGGCAGUUUUACAGAUAAAGCAAGGAUGGAUUAAUCAAGCUGUACACAAAAAAUCUGAAUCUUAACUGUAUUUUUAUCCAAAGUCUGAAAAGAUUUACCAAUAUUAACAGUGUUGGUCACUGAAGACAUCCUAUGUGUAUCCAUUUGCCAGAAAAUUAAUUUUUUGAGUAAACACAUUUUGGAACAAACCUCACAUUUUACCAGCUAAGUCAUUCCUAAUCUUUUCACAAAGACAUAAGACUAACAGUUUCUUGCAAGUUUUUUUUUUCAUACAGUGAAGUGAAACCUCACAAAAACAUUGGGAGUUUAUAUUGUUAACAUGUAUGUUUCACUGCCGUUACAGUUUUAAAUAAAUCCUGAGGAGUUUUUUAUGUAAAUAUCAGAUGCAGCUACAUUGUAAGUGAAGCGCUGACAUGCUUGGCAUGUACACGUCUUUAAUAACCACUCAUUCAGAGAGAGAGAAGGGGCUGGUGGCAAGACAUAACAAAGGUGUUUCUUAUGUUGUUUUACUGUAUUGUGAAGCUGAUGAAUGUACACUACUUUAGAAGAGAAGUACAUAAUGCAAGAAAUCCAUAAAAUAGGCAUGUGCUAUUCCAGUAAUACUAUGCAACUGUGGAUUAACACUUUGUAUGUCAGCAUCGUUUGUAAAAUAACAGGCUGUCUGUGCCAUUGUAUCAGUACCAUGUCUAACAACACUGGCAAAUUCAGCAGAAUACUGUUAGAUGAAAAGUCCACAGUCAUGUUUAUAUGUUAUUAGUCUGUGAGUCCACUGAAAAAAUGUAGGCUGUAAAAACAGAAGCCUGGUGGUCUUUUAGUGUAAAUGGUAGGUCAUUUCCCUCAGUAUCUGAGUAGCAUCUACUGUAAACCACCAGGUUGGGUCUGCACACCGUUAAUCAUGAAAUGCAUCAGAUAUUUGGCCUUUGUCUUGUUCAGGGAAUUUUAGAGCCUUAAAUCUUUUCUCACUUUAUUUAAGAAAUCAUAUAACAGUUGUCUUUUCAUUUUAGUAGAGUGUUAUUUAACCAAAGCCAUACCUUCUUUGAUUUGUUUUGUGUCUGUUCACCGUUUUUUCUCUUUUCACUUCGAAUGUCAAUAGUUCUGAAUAGUGAGAUUUCUCACCUCUAGUCUGAUUAUGCAAAUAAAUUCUGUUUUGGUAUCAAAAUA
Sphaeramia orbicularis (orbiculate cardinalfish) is the source of this 5459-nucleotide messenger RNA. Its product is annotated as verprolin-like. The record is from RefSeq and is a predicted model, not a curated record. Gene Ontology annotation, biological process: transforming growth factor beta receptor signaling pathway; substrate adhesion-dependent cell spreading; endothelial cell migration. The transcript has 14 exons. The coding region runs from base 114 to 3605 and encodes 1163 amino acids. NCBI's taxonomy places the organism in Eukaryota, Metazoa, Chordata, Actinopteri, Kurtiformes, Apogonidae.